Bubalus bubalis (water buffalo) is the source of this 2599-nucleotide messenger RNA. It is a transcript of the gene TRARG1, whose product is annotated as trafficking regulator of GLUT4 (SLC2A4) 1. Lineage: Eukaryota; Metazoa; Chordata; Mammalia; Artiodactyla; Bovidae. The transcript is spliced from 4 exons. Gene Ontology annotation, cellular component: membrane. The record is from RefSeq and is a predicted model, not a curated record.
GGGUGCAGACACAAUCCUCCUCCAGGGGCCCCACAAGUACUCACUCUACCCCUCCCUCCAGAGCUCAGAGCCCCGCUCUGUUCUGGACAUCUCUGGGGCUUGGCGGUGGGGGAGGUCAGGUUCAAGGUGGGAUGCAAUAGGUCCAGAGUUCAGUGUUUCACAACAGAUAGGAGAAGCGGGAGCCUGUUCCAGGAGAAGAGGAGCCGAGGGCUCAGUCUCCCGAGACAGGCCUCCAGUCUGGGCCAAGGAAUGGUGCGCUGAGGUCCCUCGGAAGCCCCUCGUCCCAUCCUGGAGCUGGAGCAGCCCAAAGCCCAGGCCAGCAUGGCUAACCCCGGACAGCCUCAGUUUUCCGCGGCGCGGGAGCCAGGUACUGCCUCACCCCUGGACCUGCCAGAGAUGGAGAAGCUCCUUGUGCAGGUCGGGGGCCAGGAUGACAAGCCCCUGAAGCCGUCCAAGUCCCUCUCGGGGCCUCUGGACCUGGAGCAGAAUGGCCACAGCCUGCCCUUCAAGGUGAUAUCCGAGGAGCACCGGGAGGCCUUGCACCCCCUCUCAUCCUCCCGGGCCAGCUCCAGGCGGGCGUCCUCCACGGCCACCACCUCCUAUGCCCAGGACAGAGAAGUUCCCAAAGAUUAUCUCAUCCUUGCCAUCGCCUCCUGCUUCUGCCCCGUCUGGCCCCUCAACCUCAUGCCCCUCAUCUUUUCCAUCAUGUCUUGAAGUAGCGUGCAACAGGGGGACCUGGACGGGGCCCGGAGGCUGGGCCGCCUGGCUGGGACGCUCAGCAUCACCUUCAUCAUCAUGGGGAUCAUCAUCAUCAUUGUGGCCGUGACUGUCAACUUUGCAGUUCCGAAGAAAUGAAACUAACUAUGGAGCGGUGCUAGCAGAGGCGGCCCCAGCCCGCUGAAGAGCUCCACCCACACGCCUCAUGGAGGACAGGACGAUCCCGCAGCUCGAAAAGCACAAGCUUGGAGGGAAACCCCCAAGUCACCCCAUUGCUAGCCCACAUCAAAUGGCGGAAAAUGAGAGGAAGAAAAGAAAGGAAAUGGACUCUGAAACAGAUGAAUAAUGUGGUCCACUCUCCUGGGCACAUCCCGGUAUUUUAAUCCCUGGGGUUCUGGCUGGUUUCUUAUCCCCGUGGUUUCCUGGGAUUGGCCAAGCAGGCUUAUACUGCCAGAAAGAGAAGAAACCACUCCCGCCAGCGAGACCAGGGUGGGGAGAGAGUCUCUGCAUGUCUGAUGACCAAGAAGAAAAACACAGACUUUAUCGUUUCUGUUUUUCUUGAGGUGGGAUGAAAAAAAGACUGUCUGCAUGCCUUGUGCCACAUACCUGCAGCGAUCCCAGCCAGUGCCCUGAGCUCAGAGGCUGAACUGAUGCUUAGCAUCUGCCCUGGAACCCCUCGGACACAUGGGACAUGUAGCUGCCCUGGAAAGAGGCAACAGCCACCUUUAAAUCCUUCAUCACAGGAUGAGGUCACCAAGAGGAGUGUUGGUAGAGACAGAAAUGGGGACAGCAUGACCCAUGGACCUCUUCUCAAACAUUUCAGCCACAGGAGCAUCUUGGUUGAGAAGCCCGGUCCCAGAACAUCUCCCAGGAUGACCCAAGUCUGCCUCUUGUUCCCUACCUGGGUUGCAGUCUGGGGUACCAAUCAAGAACUCCUGGGGCCCUGACUCCAUCUCCAGGUUGGCUAGUGAAGAGGAACUCAGCCCUGAGCUCACAUUCAGGGACCACCUGGUUGGGGCACAAACUCAGCGUUCCAUGUGGAGGGGCUCAGGGUCUCUGUGCAAAGGGGCUGAAGGUCCUCACUCAGAGUGGCUUAGGUGGGGCAUGGCUCCCAGCUCCCACCCCAACUGCCUCUGAUGCUCUAUGCCUCACCCUGCACCCCUGACCAGCCACUAACAGCAAAGGCUUUCCCCGGAGCCAGCCCUGGGACCACUCCUGGGGGAAAUUCCUAUAGGCUCCCAGGCCCUUAGGGAUGUCUCUGCCUCCUUUAGGGAUGUGGAUCCAAGAGUUUUUAUGAAGGUUUGUUGUUUGCUGGGUCUAGAGAAUUUCAAGAGAGAGGGAAGAGACUAGCUGAAGGGUCCUGUCUUCAAAAACUUGGCUUGAGAACACACAUGCCCAGAAUCAGGGGCCUGGACACCGUGGCCUGUGUCUCAGUACAUAAUGGGACACCAGGAGGGAGUGAAGCAGGGCCCUUCAGACUUCCCCCCUGGUCUUUCCUGCUCCACUUCCCCAGCUGACUGCAGCCCCCAAGCCCUGGGUAAUGUGAUGCUCUGGGCUCCCCCCACCCCCACCCCAGGAUGCCCUGCCUAGCAGCCAGGGUUCCAGGAGGCUGGGAGGGCAGAUUGGCUCCAAGUUGGCUAGCAUCUUUUCUCUGCACCUGAUCAGCACCCUCAUGCCUCCUUUUAGGGCUCCUGCCUGUCUCCCCCACCCUGCUCAGAGGCUCCUGGGGAGGAAGACUGUUAGAGCUCUGUAUUCUGGGAGGAGCUCUGGGUCCUGGGUGCAGCUCUGAGCCUUCUAGGAGGGUGUGUGUGAUGGAGGGGAAUUGAAGGGAGGGUUCAGAGCCCAGGAGUACUGUGUAGAUCCCUCUGGGGCUGGCGUUCCU